Acanthopagrus latus (yellowfin seabream) is the source of this 1980-nucleotide messenger RNA. It is a transcript of the gene tmem53, whose product is annotated as transmembrane protein 53. The coding region runs from base 217 to 1077 and encodes 286 amino acids. The transcript is spliced from 3 exons. Lineage: Eukaryota; Metazoa; Chordata; Actinopteri; Spariformes; Sparidae. The record is from RefSeq and is a predicted model, not a curated record.
UGUUGUACGUCGUUGAACAACACAAAGAAGAAGACAUGCUCCGGUGUAGUGACAGUCCAUUGACCUGUCUUUACGCUGCUGUGCGGUUUCUCCCAAGCUGGCGCUGUUAAAUCCAGCGCUUUCGUAGCUUGUUCAUCAUCCUUUUUUUUUUAACAACAGCCAAAUGCACCAAACACCCCCGGCAGAGAACGACAGCUGAUACCCUCGCACGCAGACAUGGCAGACGAUGAAAUAGACUACAACAUCGUGUUUCCAGAUGCAGGCAUAUCGGAGAGACACUGGCAGGGGACAAAGGAGCCAGUGGUGAUCCUGCUGGGCUGGGCUGGCUGCAAGGACAAGCACCUCUCCAAAUACAGCUCCAUCUACAAUGAACAGGGAUGUGUCACCGUCCGCUACACGGCUCCCCUGAAGACCGUCUUCAUCUCUGAGUCUUUUGGCUACAAGGAGCUGAGCAGCACGGCCCUCAAAUUACUGGAGAUCCUCUAUGACUACGAGGUGGAGAACAGCCCUAUUUUCUUUCACAUAUUCAGCAACGGUGGCUUCAUGCUGUACCGCUACAUUGUGGAGUUGUUGCACAGCGAUAAGCAGUUCAGCUCCCUGUGUUUGAUCGGGGCCGUCGUGGACAGUGCCCCGGGCAGCGGGAAUGUUCGCGGGGCCCUGCGUGCACUGAGGGCCACCCUGGGGCCCAAAAUAAGUCCUGUGUUAAGAUACGUCCUCUUAGCUCUUUUUGCAGUGACUGUUUUCCUGUUGCGAGUCGUGCUGUACCCCUUGACCAAGUACGUCCACAAGAACCACUAUGACGCGGUACAAGAGAGGCCACCUGCCUGGCCUCACUUCUUCCUGUUCUCAAGAGACGACCAGGUGAUCCGGCACCGGGACGUCGAGGUCUUUGUGGAGAGCCUGAAGCAGAAAGGCGUCCCAGUGGACUGUUUUGAUUUUGGUUCCAGUCCUCAUGUUGGUCAUUUCCGCGAGUUUCCUGAGGAGUAUGCUCUUAAGUGCCGCAAUUUCCUGGUUGCCUGUAUGAAGGACUCUGAAGGGGCUGAGUUAAAGAAAAGACAUAGGGUUCAGAAUCCGUGAAAUCUGGUAGUAAACUCACAAGAUUUUGCUAAACCUCUGUUAACCCUCUUGUCCAGAUUUUGAGGGGGGGAGGGACCUGAGUUCAUCUCAGAGAUUGGAAAAUAGGUUAGAAGAUGAGAUGAGAAUUUGUUGAAAGACAGCUGGAAUUUGAGCCGAACUGGAGCAAGAUCUUGCCGCUGUUUUCCGUCCCAGCGCAGAUAACGGGAAGGUUCCACACAUGUGGUCUAGGUGUACCGCACUUGAAUCCAUGUCUGGAAAACCAGCUGUAUGAAACACUGUAACUCACAUAAUACCUAAAGUACAUACAACACUAAAGUGUGUGGCACAAUAGCCUAAUCCUGCCUACUCAAAUGUUUUUGCAACAGUCACAAACCAUAUGUAAAAAUAACAAUACAAACUAUUACUCUACACUGGAAAAUAAAUCCUUUAGGAUAAUUUAAAUGGUAUUUAAUAUUGCUGUGGAACGUGAUGCAUUGUAGAUUAGUAGUAGUGAUUCUAACACUCGAGGGUUUUGGGAAAUAAUAAUGUUUCUCCUAUUUAUAAAAUUUACAACGUAUUUAUGGUUUUAAUCUCAAUUUGUUACGAGAAUGCGAUCUCAAGGGUGCUUUUAAAAAUGAAGGCGACUGACAAAAAUGAAAUAGAUCAAAUCAUGAGGGAUUUUUUUGUAAUAUAAAGUCCUAAAAAAUGUUUGCCUUAAAAAUUAAAUGCCUUUUUUAGUGUUUCUUUUCUUUUCUUUUUUUUUUUUGGUCCAUAAAUUGUAGAAUGACCAGCCCUGACAUGUGAUACACAUGAUUUAGUUUCAAGGGAAAAAAAGGUGAUUGACAAUGAAUGUAUAUGUCCAGCACAACUAUUGUGUUCUUUCUAACAGAUGUGCCUUCAAUAAAUCCGAAUGCUCAAAGAAAA